Molecule: messenger RNA, 1368 nt
Organism: Apus apus (common swift)
Lineage: Eukaryota; Metazoa; Chordata; Aves; Apodiformes; Apodidae
Source: the annotation of a RefSeq genome assembly
AUGCUAAAAAUCAUUCUACCAACAAUUAUGCUCCUACCAACCGCCCUCCUAUCCCCCCCGAAAUUCCUAUGAACUAACACCCCAACACGCAGCCUAAUAAUUGCAGCCCUUAGCCUCCAAUGAUUACUCCCCACAUACUUCCCCUACAAAAAUCUAACCCAAUGAACUGGCAUUGAUCAAACCUCCGCUCUACUACUAGUUCUAUCAUGCUGACUCCUACCCCUUAUAAUCAUUGCAAGUCAAAACCACUUACAGCACGAGCCACUCUCUCGAAAACGAACCUUCAUCGCAACCCUAAUCACUAUCCAACCAUUCAUCAUCUUAGCCUUCUCAACCACAGAGCUAACACUAUUUUAUAUCUCAUUCGAAGCCACCCUAAUCCCCACACUAAUCCUAAUCACACGGUGAGGAAACCAACCAGAACGCCUAAGUGCUGGCAUUUACCUACUAUUCUACACACUCAUUAGUUCCCUUCCCCUUUUAGUUACUAUCCUAUAUCUCAACACACAAACAGGUACUCUCCACCUAGCAAUACUAGAACUAACCCCCUUCACACUAACCAGCUCCUGAACUGGUCUCCUAUCUAGCCUAGCCCUAUUAAUAGCAUUUAUAGUCAAAGCCCCCCUAUAUGGAUUCCACCUAUGAUUACCCAAAGCCCAUGUAGAAGCCCCCAUUGCAGGAUCCAUAUUACUUGCCGCCCUACUCCUCAAACUCGGCGGAUACGGCAUCAUACGCCUCACCCUCCUAAUAGGUCCCCUCUCUACCCCCCUGCACUAUCCAUUCCUAACAUUAAGCUUAUGAGGGGCACUAAUAACCAGCUCAAUCUGCCUACGACAAACAGACCUAAAAUCACUCAUCGCAUACUCAUCCGUAAGCCACAUAGGACUAGUCAUCGCCGCAGGUAUAAUCCAAACACAUUGAUCAUUCUCAGGUGCAAUAAUCCUCAUAAUCUCCUACGGCCUCACCUCCUCUAUACUCUUCUGCCUAGCAAACACAAACUACGAACGAACCCACAGCCGAAUCCUCCUCCUAGCUCGAGGCUUACAGCCUAUUCUACCACUCAUAGCAACCUGAUGACUACUAGCCAACCUAACAAACAUAGCACUACCACCAACAACCAACCUAAUAGCCGAACUAACCAUCAUAGUCGCACUAUUCAAUUGAUCCAACCUCACAAUCAUCUUAACCGGAACAGCAACCUUUCUAACCGCCUCAUACACCUUAUUCAUAUUAUUAUCCACCCAACGAGGCCCACUCCCCACCCACAUCACAUCACUCCAAAACUCAAACACCCGAGAACAUCUACUAAUAGCUCUCCACAUUAUCCCCCUACUACUCCUCAUCCUUAAACCCAGCCUCAUCUCAAGA